Molecule: messenger RNA, 791 nt
Organism: Centruroides sculpturatus (bark scorpion)
Lineage: Eukaryota; Metazoa; Arthropoda; Arachnida; Scorpiones; Buthidae
Product: mRNA turnover protein 4 homolog
Exons: 3
Coding region: 346-771 (141 amino acids)
Biological process (GO): rRNA processing; ribosomal large subunit biogenesis; nuclear-transcribed mRNA catabolic process
Cellular component (GO): nucleolus; preribosome, large subunit precursor
Molecular function (GO): RNA binding
Source: RefSeq, a predicted model, not a curated record
UUCACGGAAUACGGUAUGCAACAGUUAAAUCUCGAACACGCAUGCCACACGCAUUUAUCUUUUUCAAAUUGAUAAAUUCAGACUUAAAACUCAUGUUCUGUUAAGUUGUUCAAAUUUUAGAAUUUGAGAUGUAAAGACCUGAAGAUGGGAUUGAACAUGUCUGAAAAUGUUAGUCUCCAGAGUUAAUAAAUAUGCUAGAGUUUAAGGUGUGUGAUUUUGUUCCUAGCCAUAUUCAGUUGGUUGUUGAGAGUGAUUUCUCAGCUAUUGAAGAAUGAUUAAAAUUACAAAUUGAGUGUUGUUAAGCUUCUUGCAAUAAUAAUGUCAGAUAUAAAAUAUCAAUAAAAAAUGUUUUUCUUAUAUUUAAUAUAUAUAUUUUUCAGUUGGUUUGAUACAUUCUAUGUAACAGAUUUUGCAAGAGCUGGUAGUAUUGCUGAGGAAACCGUAACUCUUGAUAAAGGACCUUUAAAACAGUUUUCCCAUUCUUUAGAACCACAUCUUCGUAAACUGGGAAUGCCCACUUCUUUACAGAAAGGUGUUGUGACAUUAAUUAAAGAUUUUCAAGUUUGCAAAGAAGGUGAUGUUUUAAGUCCAGAACAGGCACAAAUUCUGAAACUUUUAGGUAACCACACUGUUCAGUUUAAAAUGUUAGUUCAUAGUAUUUGGACAAAUGAUGGUGAAAUUGAAGAAAUGAAACAUGAUUUAACAGAUAUUGUUAAACAAGAUGAUGAUGAUGAUGAUGAUGAUGAUGAAGAAGAAGAAAUGUCAGAUUAAGUUAUAAUUAUGUAUAAUUU